Molecule: messenger RNA, 357 nt
Organism: Loa loa (African eye worm)
Lineage: Eukaryota; Metazoa; Nematoda; Chromadorea; Rhabditida; Onchocercidae
Exons: 3
Coding region: 1-357 (118 amino acids)
Source: RefSeq, a predicted model, not a curated record
AUGGAACGUAAUGUGAUGGAAGGAGGUGAUACAGGAGGUGAUGAUGCAUUAAGUGCUAGUGACAAUAGUAAAAGAGAAGGUGGCUAUAAAUCACUUGAAAAAAUUUGCUUACCACCAUUGUAUCAUCGGGAUGGCACAUCGUUUACACCUGUAUCAUCACAACGACAAGAUUACAUUGAGGAACCGGAAUCAGAAACUUCCUCAUCAUCAAAUCGGAAAAAUAGCACGGAUAAAGCAUUGGUACGACGAAUUACGAACGAAUUACAAGUAGCAAAGUUAGAGAAGGAAAAAAUUAAAGCAAAUGGUGAUACUGUCAAAGUUGAAUCAAAAAUCAGUAAGCUUUAUUUAAAUAUUUAA